AUUAAAAAUCCGGACAACGAUAAAACGGAAACACUGAUCACAAUAGUGAGGGGCGAACACCAAUUCCUAUGGAAUCUAAACAACGGUGACAACUAUACAGGAGUGGGAGAGCCGGCACACGUCGAUCAACACCAAGGGUUUCAGAUACUGACCAGAGUUGAGAUGUUGGAAGUGUUCAAUUGUAAUGACAGUGAAUGCAAUCAAAUGUUCUCAAAAAUCAUCACUUUUUAUCGUAAUAACCGUAACAACAACUACAUGUAUAACUAUACGGAUCUGACCGAAGAGAACACUGAGAUAAUUCCUCAGUCUAUGCCUAAUAACAUUCAUGUGACCGGAGAUCCCACUGAAGACUACGAGUACAACAUUUGGCCAAAGGAUUGGAUCAAUCAAACCAAUCCAUGCGCUCGUAGCGUUGGGUUUUGUCAUCAGUACUCUCACAGAUUGUUAGGAAAGUUAGCCUGCUUGCAUUCGGCACUUCUCCACGACAUUGGCGUCCAUUUCGUGGGCUUCUUCAACAUCGAUAGAUAUAAUCAUACGGCAAAUCUAGUGGUGGGCUAUAUUUAUGGUGUCACUUAUGAUCGGCAAACAAACACUUCCUAUGUAUAUGAAUACAGUACGACUACACAACAGUUUAAACACUCAGGAAUGGAUUUCAAACGCUUUAUGAAAUGUCCGAAAGAUGAGACCAAUUCUCUAAAAGUUAUUAUAAUCUUUCUGGUGAUUGUGGCCGUUAUGGUAGUGUCUUGUAUAGCGUUUAUAGCGAUAGUGAUAAUUAUAUUGCAAACAAACUCCUCAAAUAAAAAACAAACAAGAGAUUAUUCGGAUGAGACCAAGAGUCGCGCCACAGAUUUAUCAACUGCUGUCAAAACUGUGCAAACAAUGCAUUCGGACACUGGCGAGCACUUCACUCAAAGGAGCACUAGCUAUAACCAGUAACCAC
This is a messenger RNA of Medioppia subpectinata, 940 nucleotides long. NCBI's taxonomy places the organism in Eukaryota, Metazoa, Arthropoda, Arachnida, Sarcoptiformes, Oppiidae. The record is from the annotation of a GenBank genome assembly.